GAGGCGGCGGGAGCCGAGCCCGAGCGGACCGAGCCGUGGCCGCAGCCGGCGGCGGGCGCAGAGGAGGAGGCGGCGGCGGCAGCGGCGGGGCGGGCCGCGGGCGGGCAGUCAGGCGGCGGCGGCGAUGCGGCGGCCCCGCUGAGCCCCCCAGCUCCGGGCGCCGGGGGCCGGCCGUGCGAGGUGGCCCGGACCGCCGGCAGCAUGCGGAGCGGCGAGGAGCUGGACGGCUUCGAGGGCGAGGCCUCGAGCACCUCCAUGAUCUCGGGCGCCAGCAGCCCGUACCAGCCCACCACCGAGCCGGUGAGCCAGCGCCGCGGGCUGGCCGGCCUGCGCUGCGACCCCGACUACCUGCGCGGCGCGCUCGGCUGCCUCAAGGUCGCCCAAGUGAUUUUGGCCCUGAUUGCGUUCAUCUGCAUAGAGACCAUCAUGGAAUGCUCCCCGUGUGAAGGCCUGUACUUUUUUGAGUUUGUGAGCUGCAGUGCGUUUGUGGUGACCGGAGUCUUGCUGAUUCUGUUCAGUCUCAACCUUCACAUGAGGAUCCCCCAGAUCAACUGGAACCUGACGGAUUUGGUCAACACUGGACUCAGCACUUUCUUUUUCUUUAUUGCUUCCAUUGUGCUGGCUGCUUUAAACCACAAAGCCGGAGCAGAAAUUGCUGCCGUGAUAUUUGGCUUCUUGGCAACAGCGGUGUAUGCGGUGAACACAUUCCUGGCCGUACAGAAAUGGAGAGUCAGCAUCCACCAGCAGAGUGCCAAUGACUACAUCCGAGCCCGCACCGAGUCCCGGGACGUGGAUGGGCGCCCGGAGAUCCAGCGCCUGGACACAUGAGGGCCCGCCAGAGCCCUCCCUCAUCCUCGUGCCCGUCCUUUCAAUCAAGUUUUCUUUCCUUCAUCAUGACAGAUACUCACGUGUUUAAGCUGAA
This is a messenger RNA of Eptesicus fuscus (big brown bat), 922 nucleotides long. RefSeq names its product CKLF like MARVEL transmembrane domain containing 4 (gene CMTM4). The record is from RefSeq and is a predicted model, not a curated record. Lineage: Eukaryota; Metazoa; Chordata; Mammalia; Chiroptera; Vespertilionidae. The transcript is spliced from 4 exons. The coding region runs from base 202 to 828 and encodes 208 amino acids. Gene Ontology annotation, cellular component: membrane.